Schistocerca piceifrons (Central American locust) is the source of this 3486-nucleotide messenger RNA. Its product is annotated as transmembrane protein 135-like. Bases 503 to 1897 code for a protein of 464 amino acids. Lineage: Eukaryota; Metazoa; Arthropoda; Insecta; Orthoptera; Acrididae. The transcript has 9 exons. The record is from RefSeq and is a predicted model, not a curated record.
GAGUGACAUUUGUGUCAGUAUAACCUGAACCUUUGUACAAGUUAUAAGACACAUGCCAAGUUAGUUUUCAUUGUCAUUUCUAAACUGCAACCUGUGAGCACAAGUAAUUAAGACGACAGUUUGGAUUUAAGAAACAAUGCAUAUUGCAGCACUGUUGUGCCCAAGUUUGGACAGGAUGCUUAUGUAAACAUACCGCGUAACAGCCCAGAUUUCCCUCCACCGUUUAAUAAAAGGAAACCUGUGACACUAUUUAAGUAUGUCGCAGAAUUGAGUUGAAACGCACAAUGUACAGGAAUCGAGAAGAUGGAAGGAACUGCACCGUAACGAAGUACGGGAAGUAAAUCAACAUAAAAUGGGUCAUUGUGUUUAGUAGUGCUUAUCUAUUUACAUGUGCCUACACAGACGUUGUUCUGAACGUUGCGGUUUAUGGUUCUUCGAUUAGAAAAGUUGCUCAUAACUUCUUCGCUGCUGCUAACGGCAAGAAAGCAUUACGUUCCUUGUAAUGGCACUGUUCAGCAAGCCAGUUGUUAUUGAACAAACGUGUAGAGAGUACACACAUUGUUACACUAGUUCUUGCACCACAGCUUCUGUAGAUUUCGGCUUUAUAAUACUACAAGGGGCAUUUCCAUUUUAUUCAAGUCUAUAUUUGCUUGCUUUGCUUAUGAGAGGCAAGAUACCCUCUCAGAAAGACCUUCGAGGAACACUUCUAAGAAUCAUUCAGUCCACAUCAUUCCUUGCAUGCCAUGCAUUUAGUUAUUCUUUAUUCCUAUGUCUGCUUAGGCGGAUACUUGGAAACUUCAACUUCUUAACUGCAUCAUUCAUACCAGCAUUUCUGGCUAGUUAUACCUCAAUUUUGGUGGAAAGACCUUCUAGAAGAGGGCUAUUGUGUUUGUAUGUUACUAAUGUGGCAUCAGAGACAUUAUUUCGCAUGGCAGUAUGGCGUGGCUGGGUGAAGCCUAUACCUUAUGGGGAAGUGUUGAUUUUUAUGACGUCGGUUGCUGGCCUACUCUAUUUUUAUAGAAGCAAUCAUAUAAGCCAUGACUCCAUCUAUGGAUUGUUGAGAUUUAUUGUGGGGCCUUUUGAAGAAAGUGGAUAUAUGGAAAACCGUGAGGAUUUGCCACCACAAAGAGCUCCAGCUGUGUCCACAUCGCGGAAAACUACAAAACCUGUGCCUCGUAGUGGAAUUGUAUAUAGUAUUGUGUCAGCUUUCUGCCGUUUCUACCGAGCAGUUGUAAAAUGGGUGAAGUGUCACAAUCGCCACGCCACCUGUCCGCAUCCUUUCAGCUGUUUCUACUACACAAUUCAGGGAACAGCAAAGUUAUUCUCAAUAGGGUAUGGUCUUCAAGUCUGUCUAAGACUGCUGCUUCAGAUUCGUAAACUUGUACGUCAUCCGAAGAUGUUACCUGGUGUACUGGUGCAACGAGAUGCAUUCAGAUUUGGAGCAUUUCUUGGGGGAUUUUCUGGAUUAUUUAGGAUGACCUCUUGUGUAUUACGUUGGCUUCUUGACAAAGACUCAAAAUUCCAUGCUAUACCAAGUGGACUAGUGGCUGGACUGGCAUUUGCUUUUUUCCCUGACAAUACUAUUGCAUUGUAUAUUAUGUGGAAACUGGUUCAGAUAAUGUAUAGGAAUGGGGUAGACAAGGGCUGGUGGCCAGAAUUACCAGGUGCCACAAUACUCCUUUACUGUUUGUCCACUGCAAUUCUAUUUCAUGCUGCAGUGGUAGAACCAAACAAUCUUAGACCGUCAUAUUGGAAGUUCCUACAUCGUGUUUCGGGGGGCUGGAUUGCAGAUAUAAACAGGAAACCUCUUGAUGUGUAUGGACUGGAGAGUUCCAAAGCACUUGCUAAGGUCCUUAUUGACACAAAGACAGGAAGCACCUAUUCUUCUCCUAUGUAGGCUCAUUAUUUUGAAAAUUUUGAUAGCAGGCGCUGUUCAAAACGUACCAUUAGCACUUCAUUGUGUGUCCUGGUGAAAGUCUCUGUGAUAACUUUGAGCCUGGCUUAUUCAGGUUUUAAUUUUGUAGAAAAAGAUUUAAUUUUUCAAAAGAUCAGUUCUGAAACUAGUGUAUAUAUUUUAAUACAAAUUUGCAUUUAUCAUUUCACAAGCUUUGUUUUGUAAUGAGCCACUUGAGCAAAGUAAUAUUUGCUCAUAAGUGAUAAUUGUUCCACAUUCCUUUUUUUAGGCACUUUGUUACAGAAAUUGAGUCUGUCAUUUUCUUAGCCAACAAGCAAAAUACAAAAGCUCAUGCAACCACUCACUUUAUACAAGGAAACUGGCCAGGGUUUGGAAUACUGUUUUAAAGAAUUUUCUUCUACAUGCCACAAAAAGAAAAUAGUUGAUUUUCAGUCUUGGGAAUAGAUGCAAUGUUUAAUACAAACAUAAUAAGAACUGAAAGAAUUUAUUUUGGAAAUUUAAUUUUUGUAAUUAAUACAUACAGAAAUCUGUGAUAAAUCAUGCCAGUAUUUUGACAGUUUGCAGUUUUAAUUGAUACUUCUGUUGAUAUUUUGUCUGUUGGUAUCUAAGCACCUCAUAUUUGCGGAGGCACAGUUUAUAACUUUUGUAAAAUCUUUUGUAUUGAUGUUUGAUAAGAGUGUCACUGGAUUGUGAUAAAUAUGAGUUCUGAAGAGAUACCAUAAAUGUAUGUGUAAUGUGUUAUUUGACUUUUGUACAAGUUUUGUUGUUUUUUAUUUAUCUGAAUAUUUUGAUACAGCUAAAUGAUAAAAUAAUUGUGGAAAACUGUGAUGUGUAGAUAGUUGAAUAUGGAAUUCAGUUUUGGUAGGUAACUGUAUUUUGUAUGGUUUUAAGAUAUAGGUAAUGAGAGAGCUCUUUUCUGUUUUCUGACAUCACAGAUGGUUGUUGACAGUGAAUUACAAUAUUGGUGAAGGCUGUUGUAAUAAUGGUGUUAAGAUGGUGAAAGAAGCUGAGCUUCAGACAUUUCAAUGUCUUCCUUAAAAUAUGUACAAAUGUUUCUCAAAGAAUUUUCAUCUGAAGAGGUCACACUUAUUCAAGAUAACUUAAAAUUUGGUAUGAAUAUUUAUUACAAUUCAGUUAAUCGCACGUAUGUUGUAGUUUCGGGAAGUCUCUCUUUUCAUGGAGGACUGUAUACAACAGUCUGUGGUAAUAUACUUGCCAUGUAUUGUUUAAAGGAUUUUAUUUUUUGUAUCAUGAAACCAAAUAAUAAUUUUGUUUGUUUGUGUGUGUGUGUGUGUGUGUGUGUGUGUGUGUGUUUGAGAUAGGGAGGGGGAGGAGGCGGUGGUUUGAGAGAAUGUAUAUAAUACAGAUUAUGUUGAUGGCUCUCAUGUAAAUUUGUGCAGGUAGCAUGUCCAAGUAAACUUUUUUAUAUUGAAAGAGAUUUUGCUCAGCAUUUUAAUAUUUUUAAAGGAUGAAUUAUUUUUAAUGUACUAUAUAAGUAUAGUGUUUUGGGAUUUUAUUAAAGAAGACUCUGAGACACAGUUUUAUGUUUUGUCACAAAUAAAAUGUUAUUG